AUGUCCCACGGCCCAUCCACCCUCACCGUGUCUGUCUUGGAGGCACAAAGACUGGAGUCAGAGACCCGGACGCGCCUGCUCAAGGCCCAGAAACUCUUACUGAUUGUUGACCUGGACCAGACCAUCAUCCAUGCCACCGUCAACCCAACCGUGGGCGAGUGGAUGGCCGACCCCACCAACCCCAACUGGCCGGCACUCCAGGGUGUCAGCAGGUUCCAGUCCAAUGAUCCACCCAACCUGCCCAACAAGGGCUGCUACUACAAUCUCAAACAACGUCCUGGUUUGGCAGACUUCCUACAUUCCCCGGCAGAUAAGUAUGAGAUGCACGUCUAUACCAUGGGGACCAGACAUAUGCGGAUGCUGUCUGCAAGAUUAUUGAUCCGACAGGCAAAAUCUUCGGCAACCGGAUCCUCAGUUGGGACAAAAGCGGCACCUCCUCCUCCGGCCCAACUCAAGGCUCCAGCAUCUGCAUCUGCGCCAACGGACCCAGUAGCCUUGCCCAUAAUGACGGUGACGGACGUUGCGGGGACCACAAGUGCGUUAGCGAAGGCCGAGCAGCUACUCGCAAUAUUGGAUGGCUCCUUGAGUGGAGCAGGGCCGACCAGCAAGACAAUCGCGAGUGUCCAGGCCAGCAAGACCUCUGCAGUACCCCCCACAGCCUUGUCAUCCAGUCUGCAAUCCCCAAAAGAUACUAGCACACCACCAUCGUUGCCGGAGACAACUACGGAAGAGCAGGCAAAAACCGCCCGCUCUAAGCUCAUUGCAGACUAA
This is a messenger RNA of Puccinia triticina, 771 nucleotides long. RefSeq lists its product as uncharacterized. The record is from RefSeq and is a predicted model, not a curated record. NCBI's taxonomy places the organism in Eukaryota, Fungi, Basidiomycota, Pucciniomycetes, Pucciniales, Pucciniaceae. The transcript has 3 exons. Gene Ontology annotation, molecular function: RNA polymerase II CTD heptapeptide repeat phosphatase activity. The coding region runs from base 1 to 771 and encodes 256 amino acids.